Molecule: messenger RNA, 1435 nt
Organism: Hydractinia symbiolongicarpus
Lineage: Eukaryota; Metazoa; Cnidaria; Hydrozoa; Anthoathecata; Hydractiniidae
Exons: 4
Coding region: 105-1430 (441 amino acids)
Source: RefSeq, a predicted model, not a curated record
GAAAAUUAAAGCUGAACAGACAAACUAACAAAGCAACUAAUAAAUUUCAAGCAAGAAAUUGAUUAACUUCUAGCAAUUCAAGAACAGCGCACCAAACGCUGAACAUGCAGGAAUUCGACACGAGUAGUGAUGAAGCUAACAUUCGUUACAACAGAAGAUUUUACGGUAAAAAAAGAGGUCAAAGCAAGUAUUUUGUGGUCAAGAAAUCACAUUUGUACGUUUUGCUAUUCAUCGCAGCGCUUAUCGUUGUGAUACUCCUGAAAAACUCACUGACCAAGAAAAAUGUAGUAAACAAAAAGAAGGAAAUCGUGAGGGUGAAUGCGCCCAAAAAAUACUCAAAAAACUGUAACAUUGUGGUUUACUGUCACGAUGUGCUAAACACAGCAAUCAAGGGUCGAUGGGAAAAAACUUCAUAUAAUCAAGUGUUUCCAUGGAAACAAGAAAGUGUCGGUGAAAUACGAAGAAAACUAAAUUUGCCAGUGAACAUGACGAGAACAGAUGGAAGGUGUGGCAUCCACUUUCCAAUACCCAACACACGGCUGGCUGCACAUUGUGACGCAGCGCAGGAUGCAGAAUUACCCUGUUGUGCUGAAGCCAGCGGGUGGUGCGGUAGCACAAACGAUCAUUGCCAGCACGAGAAGUCAUUUGAUAUGAGAAAGUACCUCCCACCACAAAGAGUGCAAUGGAAACCCAUGAAUGAACAAUGUAAAAUUAGAACAUUUGAAAUGAUGGACGCAUGCAGUAUUCUUGCUGAUAAAGCAAAGAAGAUAGUAUUUUUGGGUGACAGUCAAGCUCGACAUUUUUUCACCGCGUUUGUACUAUUUCUAACACACAAUUAUAAUAAUGGCGCUAUUAACGCUAAACAUCACCAUGACGACGAAAUCAUGCAGAAUUGUACACAAGAGUACCAACUACUAAACAACGACUGUCGACAUUAUUUAGUGACGUCAUCAAAACAAGUCAACGGGCUAUGUAAUGGUCAAAAGUUUAAAUUCCAAUUAGAAUAUUUCGCAGACUACCAGUCCUUUGUAAUGAAAAAGACAGCUCGAAAAUACGAAAGCAUGUACUUGUCGGAAGAUUCGUACAUAGUCAUAGGAGCUGCCACGCAUUUUAACUCCGAUAAAAACAGUUACAUGAAUUAUUUCCUGAAGUAUAUUAUCGAAGAACAAAAAAAGACCUCCUAUGUAUGGCCAAAAUAUAUAGUAGAGACUUUACACGAUGUUUACUCGCCAGCUUCUACGAAGAAGAGACAAGAGCUUAACGAAGCCAUAAGAACUUACGGAGAAGAGCGAGACACAGCCGUUCUCGAUAAUUCACGCUUAAGUAGAAACCUCGAAAGUUUUGACGGUAGAACGUACGGGCUAAAGUAUAAUUUAUUAAAAGUGCAGAUUUUGUUGAACUAUUUUCAUAAUCAAAGAGAAUGUACGUAGUUUAA